AUGGUUUAUUUAAAUGACAGGAUGCCUGGGAAAAAUGGCGCAUUCCUAAAUUAUACUGAAGCUGCAAUGCUUGCAGCAGUGAACGAUGUUCAUCUUCAUAAAACACCAAUACGAACGGCUGCAAAAAAGUUCGGUGUACCAAGAAUAACGCUUACAAAUAAAGUAAAAGGGAAGUCACCGAUGGAACGAAAAAUGGAUCCGACAUCCAUCCUUACACCAGAAGAGGAGCAUAAAAUAUGCGACUGGGUGCAAAAAAUGGCAAAAGCGGGUUUUCCUGUGACAACCGAACAGUUAAUUGUGAGUGUAGAGAAAUACUUAAAGGAACUAAAACGUCCAUGUGUCUUAUUCAAGCAUGGAAGACCAGGUAGAACAUGGGUAAAGGCAUUUAUUCGGAGAAAUCCAACGAUUUCCAUGAGGAUAUCACAAAAUUUGACAGCAUCGAGAGCCAGGGUAACAGGUGCUCACCUAUCAGAAUGGUACAAACGUGUGUAUAAGGAGUUGGAAGAUAGUGGCCAUGCUGAUAUAUUGAAUGAUGCAUCGCGCAUUUUUAAUUGCGAUGAGACAGCAUGUUUUUUAGCACCAAAAGGACCUAAAGUUCUUGCUAGGAAAGGUGAAAAAAAUGUUUACCAGCAGGUAAAUGCUGAUGACAAGGAAUGUUUAACUCUGUUGGUAACUGGAAAUGCAAACGGUUCCCUAGCCCCUACCACGGUAUUGUUCAGCUAUAAGCGGAUACCUCAAGAAAUUGCAGAUAACUUUCCUUCAGACUGGGCAUUUGAUGCAACUCUGGAUGAAUGGUCAGGUGAUUUGGCUGAUUUAUCGCUGUUUAGUUUGUGGAAAAAAAAGAAAACAAAAGAUGAACUGAAAAGACUACAACAAUUUAACCAAAUUAUUGAUUCUACAUUAGAAGGGGUUGAAUCGUUAGGAGUUUCUGUAGAAGAUGCGUCAGCAUCUAACAAUAAUAAUGGUGUUUUGGAAACCACAAUGGAAACAACAGCAACUGCGUUACCUAAUACUGUUGAUGACAACAUAAAAAAGAAAAUAAUAAGUCCAACGAAAGUUCAAAAAAUACAAUAG
Arctia plantaginis is the source of this 1074-nucleotide messenger RNA. NCBI's taxonomy places the organism in Eukaryota, Metazoa, Arthropoda, Insecta, Lepidoptera, Erebidae. The record is from the annotation of a GenBank genome assembly.